Messenger RNA from Dreissena polymorpha, 578 nucleotides. RefSeq lists its product as uncharacterized. The coding region runs from base 13 to 543 and encodes 176 amino acids. NCBI's taxonomy places the organism in Eukaryota, Metazoa, Mollusca, Bivalvia, Myida, Dreissenidae. The transcript is spliced from 3 exons. The record is from RefSeq and is a predicted model, not a curated record.
CAAGAAUCCCCCAUGCCAGACAAGGAAGAAGACAUGGAUGAGUUUCUUUUUGUCCAUCAGUCAAAUGCUCAAAAGCAUCUUUUAGAGCGAUAUGGACAAGAGAUAUGUCUCCUAGAUGCCACCUACAAGACCUUCAAGUUUGAUGUGCCUUUAUUUUGUGUGUGUGUGAGCACAAAUAGUGGUUUGGUAGUAGUUGGCCUUUUUAUCCUGCCACAUGAGACCUGCUUUCAUAUUAAACGGGGACUUGCAGUGCUCAAGGACUGGAAUCCCAACGGGAAGCCCACUUAUUUAAUGACAGACUAUGACAGGAAGGAGAUACGGGCUGUUGAGGAAACAUUUCCUGGAUGUUUUUCCUUUCUCUGUGACUUUCACAGAGAACAGGCCUGGAAACGAUGGGUUGGACCUGCAAAUGGGGUAAAGGAUGCAGAUGAGGUUCUAACAAUGUUACGCAGCAUUGCCAACUCGCCAGACGAAGCAACCUACAAUGAAACUGUAGGUGUGCUUAAAUCUUCAUCUCACUGGUUGGAUAACAAAAGUCUUUAAGAGUGGUUUGGACAUUUUUGGCUCAAUGAAAGCAA